Xiphophorus couchianus (Monterrey platyfish) is the source of this 2189-nucleotide messenger RNA. It is a transcript of the gene ttll12, whose product is annotated as tubulin tyrosine ligase-like family, member 12. Gene Ontology annotation, cellular component: cytoplasm. The transcript has 15 exons. Lineage: Eukaryota; Metazoa; Chordata; Actinopteri; Cyprinodontiformes; Poeciliidae. The record is from RefSeq and is a predicted model, not a curated record. The coding region runs from base 77 to 2068 and encodes 663 amino acids. Gene Ontology annotation, biological process: protein modification process.
AAGCACACACGAAAAAUAACUUUUCUUCCUGGUCUGCAGCAGCUGCUCGCACGUGAGUUGGAACGUUGUCCUGGAGAUGUUAACAAACCCAGAAGGACUGAAUGAUGACCCGGAUGAGGGGUUCGGGGCCUUCGUGGCGCUGCAGGGUGGGGCCCUGCAGUCCUCAGGGGUCCCUCAGGUCUAUUGGAAGAGCCUCUAUCACAAGAUCACCAACGAGGUCUACGAUGCCGGCGAGGUGUUUGGAAUAAUGCAGGUCCAGCAGGAGGAAGAUGGGGAAAAUGGGGAGAGGAAAAAAGGCAAUUAUGGAGUGGUGAUUGGGUGUAAAGUGGUUGUUACUCGGGAAAGUGGGCUGGAAGUCUCCGAUCCAACCAGCAUCUUUCUGGUUGACCAUGCUUGGACAUACCGGGUGGAGCACGCCCGGCAGCAGCUGGAGCAGAUUCCGGGACUGCUGCCCAGGAUGGCCUCCCUCAUGGGGGUGGACUUCCACGGCGAGGACCCUCCUCCAGACGUAGUGGAGUUGAUAUUGGAGCGCAUGUGGAAAUACAACCAGACCUACCAGCUGUCCCAGGGGUCAGCAGAAGAAAAAGUUCCUGUGUGGUACAUCAUGGAUGAGUUUGGCUCCCAGGUGCAGCACUUGGACCAUCCCAGCUGCUGCAUGGCCCCCUUCUUCUACAUGCAGGGUCAGCUGGCCUACACUCUGCUCUGGCCUCUGCAAGAUCUGCAAGAAGGUGCCGGAGACCGAGACAAGACCGAGACCAAAUGCGGUCGAGUCCGAGACGAGACUGAGACCAUCAAAAAUGGUCUCGAGACCAAGACCGGUCUCAAGUACUACAACACUGAUGAAGUAACCCGCGAUUAUGCAUAUGGGGAGACCAACCCGUUGCUACGGAGAUGCCGGUUGUUACCGUGGAUACAUGAUGAUCUGGAAGGAGUGAGCAGUGCCGUCACAGAACCAGCAGAUUCUUACUAUGAGGCCAUCGCACGAGAGAACAAGGAACAGCUUCCUGUUGAAAUCCAGCCUUCUACUGUUCCCAACGACAAAAUCCUCAAAGUCUUCACUCAAAUGUCUCAAGUAAGACACAACCUGACACAUCCUCGCUUUAUUCUGGUGGAGGAAGAGGAUGAGGCUGACAUCAUUUGGAAUUAUGAUCACAUCAAAGACUACAGGAAGCUGAGUGAAGAGCGGCCUCAUGUCAUGCUGAACCAGUUCCCCUGUGAGAGCUUAGUGACAGUGAAGGACUGCCUGGCUGCCAUGGGCCGCAGGCUGAAAGGCGGUCCCACAUCUGACUGGCUUCCAGAGACCUUCAACCUCCAGACGGAGCUUCCACACUUCAUCAAACAUUAUCAGCUGAGACGACUCAGGGGAGAAGACAACUACUGGAUCUGUAAGCCGUGGAACUUGGCCCGGGGUCUGGACACACACAUCACCAGUAAUCUGAACUGUAUCAUCAGACAGAGAGAGAGCACACCAAAGGUGGUGUGUAAGUACCUGCAUGAUCCGGUGCUAUUCAGCAGAGAAGAAGUAGGAAUGGUAAAGUUUGACAUUCGCUACAUGCUGAUGCUGCGCUCGGUGCAGCCACUGCGUCUCUUUGUCUAUGAUGUCUUCUGGCUGCGCUUCGCCAACAAGCCCUUCUCUUUGGAUCAUUUCGAUGACUACCAGAAACACUUCACUGUUAUGAACUAUGCAGAAGGAAUGCAGCUUAAACAGGUUCACUAUGAUGAGUUCAUCCCCAUGUUUGAGCAACAGUACCCUCAGUAUCCAUGGAAAGACGUGGAAGCAGGCUUAUUUAAGGCUUUCAAGGAAUUCUUCCAAGCCGCUUCAUCUCGGCCAGCACCGUAUGGAAUCUGUCCACAUCAGUCAUCCCGGGCCAUCUAUGCUGUGGAUCUCAUGUUGAAGUGGUGUCAAGGGCAAAAUGGUGAGCGGUUCAUGCAGCCUCAGAUCCUGGAGUUGAACUUUAGCCCUGACUGUGCCCGGGCCUGCCUCUACCAUCAUGACUUCUACAACCACAUGUUCCAGACUCUGUUCCUGGAUCAGCCUGAGAACUGUCCAGUCACUCAGAUAGUGUGAACAAAGCUUCACUACAGAUGGUUUAGGCUUUUAUCAGCUUUUUCAGUAUUAAACUGGCUGAUGUGUUUCACUGCAACAUAUUUUGUCCAAUCAAUUAUAAGGUAAACGACCUGCUCAGAAA